CAGUUGGCACCCAUCAUCGGUUUCCGAUUUCCGAUCGCGUUUGCAAAACUACCAGUUAGCCAACCUUUCAGUUGAUUUUUCCUAAUUCCGUGGAAUAGCUGUAUGGUAUUCGUCAGUGAUCGUGAAGCGUUAACCUUGGUGCUACAUCAUUCUUUUCGUUCGAAAUAAAGUUUCGAGAAUUUCUCUAAAGAAUAAAAGCACGGGUCAGCUAGCCCUAGUCCAGGGCACUGACCACUUCCGCGGAGACCCUCCCUGGUGACACGAACUUACGUUGGCUAACCCCCACCGAGACUGGCUGCCUCUUCGUUUUAAUUGAAAUUUUUGAGACUACAAAACGCGCUUUUUUCCCCCAUCGGUUAAAGAUUUUUUUGAAUUUCGUUUCUACCCACGCACGCAUCACACACUUCUUCAAUCAUCAUGAAAUUCCUCACCCAAAACGAAACCGAAAUGGUGCAAAUCGUGGACGGCCAGGUCAAUGUACCGGCCAUCAUCGACCAGCUGACCGGUCAACUGUCCUCCGAGGAGCCCUUCUACGUGAUGGACAUCGAUGACAUCGUGCGCAAGCACCAGGCCUGGAUCGAAAAGAUGCCCCGUGUCGUGCCGCACUAUGCCGUCAAGUGCAACGACACCGAAGUGGUCUGCGCAACCCUGGCCUCCAUGGGUGCCAGCUUCGAUUGCGCCUCAAAGGGCGAGAUCGCCAAGAUCCUCGCACUGGGCGUCAGCCCCGAUCGUAUCAUCUUCGCCAACCCGAUGAAGCCGAGCUCGCAUCUGCGCUAUGCCGGUGCCAACAACGUCAAGACGAUGACCUUCGACAGCGACAUCGAGCUGCACAAGAUCCGAAAAUUCUGCCCGGACGCCAAGCUGGUGCUGCGCAUUCGUUGCGAAGCCGAGAAAGCUUCCUGCCCGCUUGGAAAGAAGUUCGGUUGCGACCCAGUGGACGAAGCUCCCCGUCUGAUCAAGAUCGCUCGCAGCCUGAACCUGGAUGUGGUCGGUAUCAGCUUCCACGUUGGUUCCGGCUGUGCCGACUUUCCAAUCUACUACAAGGCAAUCUCCAUUGCUCGUAAGCUGUUCGAUUACGCCAAGGGCUUCGGAUAUGAGUUCAACCUGCUGGAUAUUGGCGGAGGCUUCCCCGGAGACUUCGGAACCUCGAUUGACGAAGUUGCAAUGAUCGUGAAUACGGCCUUAGACAAGUUCUUCCCAGACAAAUCGGUACGCGUAAUCUCCGAACCCGGUCGGUACUACGUAGCAUCCGCAUUCACACUGGUCACCAAUGUUCAGUCGAAGCGUAUCUGCCUAGAUCCCGCAACCGGAACCAUCGAUCGUAUGAUGUACUAUCUGAACGACGGCGUAUAUGCUUCAUUCAACUGCAUCUUCUUCGAUAAUCAGACCCCGAAGCCUAAACUGAUCGGAGAACAGAGAGGUAAAACCUACAAAACCACCAUCUGGGGACCGUCCUGCGAUGCGCUGGAUCAGCUAAUCGAGACCAUCCACAUGCCGGAACUGCAAAUCGACGACUGGGUUAUCUUCGAGAACAUGGGAGCUUACACAAUCCCCAUUGCGAGCCCGUUCAACGGAUUUCCACUGCCCAAGAUGUACUGCUACAUCAGUAAGGAAUCUUGGGAAAUGAUCGAACACCUGACGACGCUCUCGGACGAAACCUUGUGCAACACCUCCGCCGCCGAACUGCUAAGCAACUACGAGAACGUAGUUUGCGCAUGAAUCAUCCCAUAUCACCGUAAAAAACCCAAACUUAUGUUAUCGUAACUUUACGUUUUUAUUUGAUACUUUUUUAUUAUUUACAUUUACAUGAUUCGUAAUCUAAAUUCAAACUAAAACUGUAUUUCAAAUAUUCCAAUAAACGAAGAGGCAGCCCAAAACUGCUCCUAAUGCUAAGAAUAACACAAAAA
Messenger RNA from Ochlerotatus camptorhynchus, 1907 nucleotides. RefSeq names its product ornithine decarboxylase 1-like. Bases 418 to 1719 code for a protein of 433 amino acids. Gene Ontology annotation, cellular component: cytoplasm. NCBI's taxonomy places the organism in Eukaryota, Metazoa, Arthropoda, Insecta, Diptera, Culicidae. The transcript is spliced from 5 exons. The record is from RefSeq and is a predicted model, not a curated record. Gene Ontology annotation, molecular function: ornithine decarboxylase activity.